AUGUGUACAAGGCCAUUAGAGAGGUAUUUUGGAGGUGGGGGUAGUAGAGAUAAGUUACUGUGGCAUGUCGACUUGAAACCUUAUGCUUCUGGAGAUUAUUCAAUGGCUGCGGUGCAAGCUAACUCCUUGCUUGAGGAUCAGGGACAGGUGUUCACUUCUCCUUCUGCUACAUAUGUUGGUGUUUAUGAUGGUCAUGGUGGCCCUGAGGCUUCUCGCUUUCUCACUCAUCAUUUGUUCCCUUUUCUCCACAAGUUUGCAACAGAACAAGGAGGACUGUCAGCAGAUGCGAUAAGGAAGGCAUUUGAUGCAACAGAAGAAGAAUUCUUACAUUUUGUGAAGCAAUCAUGGACUGCUCGGCCUCAGAUGGCCUCUGUGGGUUCUUGCUGCCUUGUUGGGGCAAUAUCAAAUGAUGUUUUAUAUGUGGCAAAUCUCGGGGACUCAAGAGUAGUGCUCGGUAGAAAAGUGUCUGAAGGCAACGAAAAUAGUGCAGUGGUGGCAGAAAGGUUAACUACUGAUCAUAAUGUCGGGGUUGAGGAAGUGAGGAAGGAGGUGGAGGCACUUCAUCCUGACGAUGCACAUAUUGUGGUUUAUACUCACGGAGUUUGGCGGAUAAAGGGCAUAAUUCAGGUUUCAAGAUCAAUAGGAGACGUCUAUUUAAAGAAACCUGAGUUCAAUAGGAAUCCUCAUUUUCAUCAAUUUGGAUUUCCUGUUCCUUUAACACGGCCCGUAAUGACGGCAGAACCUUCAAUAUUGACAAGAAAGUUAAAGCCACAAGACUUGUUCUUGAUCUUUGCAUCAGAUGGUCUCUGGGAGCAAAUGAGUGAUGAAACAGCUGUCGAUAUAGUUCUGAGAAACCCCCGACUUGGAAUAGCAAAGCGGCUGGUGAGAGCUGCCAUGCGGGAGGCUGCAAGGAAAAGAGAAACGAGAUAUGGUGACAUAAAAAAAAUUGAAAGAGGGAGGAGACGCCAUUUCCACGAUGAUAUCACUGUCAUUGUGGUGUAUCUAGAUCAUCCACUAGGUUUUUCAAAAGGCAGAUUGGCUCACACUCUUGUUGACUGCACAAGCUCCCCUGUUGAUAUCUUCUCAUCGAACGCAGAUGAAGCCCAAGACUAG
Molecule: messenger RNA, 1113 nt
Organism: Dovyalis caffra
Lineage: Eukaryota; Viridiplantae; Streptophyta; Magnoliopsida; Malpighiales; Salicaceae
Source: the annotation of a GenBank genome assembly